Molecule: messenger RNA, 1191 nt
Organism: Trypanosoma theileri
Lineage: Eukaryota; Euglenozoa; Kinetoplastea; Trypanosomatida; Trypanosomatidae
Exons: 1
Coding region: 1-1191 (396 amino acids)
Source: RefSeq, a predicted model, not a curated record
AUGAUUCCUGCAAUAAAUAUGAGCAAAAUUAUCACUGAUAGUGGUGGAAAAGUCGGGGAACAUAGUACAACUAACGGAAAUAUGGAUGGUGGGAAGUCGCAACAGGAGAUACGUCCCUCUACACCCUUGCGCAGUCGCACUUCCACAAGGAAUGCAUCACGUGCCGUUCGUGAUGGCUCACCUCAUAGGACGCCACGUGCAGGUGCAGCCACUACUACUGCCAAUACUAAUACUAAUAUUGCUACUAACGUAGAAGACGGUAGCUCAACUGCUGAUUUGCGGCGUCGAGCAGAGGAGGUCAGUUCUGUUUUGGGUGUAAACAUACUUCAGGUUCAAGAUGUUUUUGUACUUCAGUGUAAGGCUAUAGAAGUUGCAGAACGGAUGAUACGAAUGGAGGAAUGGUAUAAUGUACAAUUACAAGAGAGAAGUGCGUACCUGGAGCACCGAAUAUCACAAUUGGCGGCUGGUAUGGGUGGACAAGGUACACAUGGGGUAGGGGAUAAAUGGGUAACACCAACGACAAUACGAAGUCGACCAUCUACAGGUAGCGCAGGAACAACAUUAAGUCGACCAACACUGAGUGUUACUCCCACAUCAUCCGUCCGCCAUCCUAGUGCGGUUUCUCAUGCUAUACAUGCUGCACAUACUGCACAUGCUGCGAGUUCUGUAACUUCUACACCACCAGCUCCUCCUAUAACGGUUGCGUCUCAUAAUACAUCUGGUGCUCUUAGUCCAAAUGAUACACAGACUAUUUCUUAUGCUACUCAUGUGAACCCAAGGACUCCUGAUAGUUCCCGUAUUCGGCUCUCACACCAUCAUUCUAGCCCGUUGGCAAGUGGUGCUGUACAUCCACCAUCACGUGAUGUGUCCAUUUUGGGCCAUAUACCAUCACGUAACAGCACAACUCUUAGACGCCAACACAAGAGUACAGGAGGGGGAGGUAGCAUCACUGGAAGUCGAACCAAAGCGACAGGAACAGAGAGACGAAAGGUACGUAGUUUAAGUGUUACAGUCGGUCGAAUAUCUAGAGGAAGUAGUGAUGCGGGAGUUGAGGAAACUACUGAUGAUGUAGCUCGACGUCCAAAGAAACGGCGCAGUUUGGGUGCAACCGUUUUGCUCUCAAUGCCAACGAGGAAUACUACCCCAAAGCGUGUACAACCAUCCACUGGCCGAAUAGGUUAUUCAUCAUAG